AUGCAAGGUGGUCUGCAGGAAAAAGUGGAACUUUCUCGAAGGACGGGGCAGGCUACUCUCCAUGACCAUAUUGGGAAGCUCACUAAGUGGAACAGAGCUCCAACCAAUGGCGAGCCAGAUGACGGGCCAAUCAGGAUGCAGGAUAAGUGGAACAGUGGGACAGAAGUGGAACCGAAGAUCGGCUCGCACAGGGUAGUACCGAAUACAGAGCCGGCGGUUAAUGUGAGAGGCCAGGAGCCCCUUACUGCCUCAAUGCUGGCAGCUGCACCCUUAAAAGAGCAGAAACAACUCCUGGGUGAGCGGCUGUAUCCACUUAUCCAGGCCUUGCAUCCGACUCUUGCGGGAAAGAUUACAGGCAUGCUGCUGGAGAUUGACAACUCUGAACUACUGCACAUGCUCGAGUCUCCAGAGUCCCUGCACUCCAAGGUUGAAGAGGCUGUAGCGGUGCUUCAGGCACAUCAAGCCAAGGAACUGUCCUGACGUUGGGGGUGCAGUGCUGGGGGAGGAGAACGGAUCACAUGACCUGAUUGCGUCAGCACUGAGAGCCCAUCUUACUGGCUAUAGGGCCGCCUGAUCCGCAUGCUUGCCUGUUUCUUGGCAGAAAAACAUAAAUUACACCAAAUAUAUAGUUUAAAGGAUCAGAAAUAAUUGCAAAUGCAACACAUUGCAGCACAUCAAAUGUGCUUGUAUUGUCCUGGUAAAUGACUAAAUCAUGGUUUAACCACUCACCACCUUCGAGAAGACUUUCCCGGAGACACUGCUAUAUCUACCAGACGUCUAGACCACUUGUUCGUGCUUGCUUCGGCAGCACAUAUAUACUAAAAUAAGAACGAUACAGGUUAGCAUGGCCCCUGCACAAAGGAACACUGUACUGCCUGUCCUGAUGCAUCCGCCGGAAUGUUGAACUCAUAGGCUUGGUGCCCAUACCUGACCGGUUUUGGAUGCUUAAACAGCACACGUGGGAGGGGUUCAGAGGCCACCAAGGGAGUGGUAAAGGUCUGAAUACUCUGCUCCAAGACCUCCCUUUCCUGCCUCCUUUUCCAUGCAAUAUAACAAUUAGUACACGUGCAGAGAAGGGUGGUAUAUGACAACAAUUGUGCAUGAACAAUUAAUUACUGAACCUACCAUUGUGAAAGAGUGCUGAUUUAACUCAAACAGCUGCAACCUUGUUUCAGCCAUAAGUCUGGGGCUGUCCAGGACUACAUCUUGUCCAAUUUCAUUUCCCACAUCUGUCACCCACGCAGCGGUGCCAGCAGGAUCACCAGCUAGCUUAUUGGUGACCUAAAGUACAUGAUAAGACGUAUCUUUAAGAUGGAGCCAUAGACAGAGGUGUGACGGGCCUUUAGUUCAGGUAGCCGUGUUAGUACGUCUUGAGCUUACAUUGACAGCAGCCAAGAU
Messenger RNA from Sinocyclocheilus grahami, 1398 nucleotides. Its product is annotated as polyadenylate-binding protein 1-A-like. NCBI's taxonomy places the organism in Eukaryota, Metazoa, Chordata, Actinopteri, Cypriniformes, Cyprinidae. Gene Ontology annotation, molecular function: RNA binding; ubiquitin-ubiquitin ligase activity. The record is from RefSeq and is a predicted model, not a curated record. The transcript is spliced from 4 exons. Gene Ontology annotation, biological process: positive regulation of canonical Wnt signaling pathway; protein polyubiquitination. Bases 1 to 480 code for a protein of 159 amino acids. Gene Ontology annotation, cellular component: nucleus; cytoplasm.